CGAUUUCGUGCUCUUAACGGUCCUCACUCACUCGAGCUCUCCUUACAGCCUCCUCCUGCACAGGAAUCAUCGUCCAGUCGUCCUUCGUUCGCGUCGUGUGUCCGUUUGUCGUUAGUGUUUUUAAACCGCAAAAUGAAGUACUUUGUUGCCAUCGCUAUGCUGAUCGCCGCCGCUCAGGCCGUUCCCAUUGAGCUGGGACACUAUGCUCCGGCGCUGGUGCAUCAUGCGCCCGUUCUGGCGCACGCUGUUCACGCCGAGCCGGUGGCCUAUCCCAAGUACGCCUUCAACUACGGCAUCAAGGAUCCCCACACCGGAGACAUUAAGUCGCAGGCUGAGGAGCGUGACGGUGAUGUUGUGAAGGGCCACUACUCUCUGGUUGAGCCCGAUGGUUCCGUGCGCACCGUCGACUACACCGCCGAUGACCACAACGGUUUCAAUGCCGUCGUCCACAAGACCGCCCCCAAGAUCAUCGCCCACGCGCCAGUGGUGCAUGCCGCCCCCGUGCUCGCACACGCCCCCCUCCUGCACCAUUACUAAGCGGGAGCCUGGGCCCAGUCACCAAGGUGCUCUCCCUUUCGCUCUCAUCCAUCCACUGAAACAUCAUAGGAACAACAACAAACAGAAAACGAAAAAACCACAAAAAAAAUAUCAACAAAACAACGAACAUGAACAUGAAAAUUCUUUUGUAAGUAAGCUUAGCUAAGAGUUUAGUAGACACGGGACCGCCUUAGGGGGCGUGUCCCAGAACCCGGCUGAUCCUGGCAUGGCAUGGACGAAGGAAAAACGAAAAUGAAAAUGGAAAAGAAAACGAAAAUGAAAAUCACUAUCAAAGCAAAUUCAUAUCGACUUGGCAUUCGGAAUGACUUGAUCGCGGAUUGAUGACGAUGGUGGAUAACAUCAGAGUUGGACUUGGUAUAGGGAGAGACAAGUUUUCAAUAUAAAAUAUGUUAUGUUUUUCUAUAUACCUAAAUGUAUGAUAAGCCAGUACCGAACUCACUGGCAACCUUUUGCCCUCGUAGACCCAGGAAAGUCCAUCUCACAUAGGCUUCUCAUAGAUCUUCCCGCCUCUGUAUAUAGAACUUUACCUCUACGCCUUGAACUUUUUCAUUUCAAGCUUAACUUUUGUAAUAUAUAUUUAUGUUCUAUCCCUCACUCCCAUUUCAACAAACUUCUUAUUCUAUAACUCUAGUUUAGAAGCCUAUGUGGCGACUGUCGAGCUCCGGACAGCAUCCCCGAACUGCCACGCCUAUUUAAGAACCUCAGGGCGUGUGUUAGCUCCUUUCUGGAGCCAAGUCGAGUGCCAUGGGGGAUCGCUUCUGGUUUGGCAGGCGCUGAGCGAACGACUCCUGGAAGGCAGAAGAUUGUCAGUGAUAGGAAGCACAUGGCCGGAUAUUUGUGCAUUAGUAGCUAGUACUCUCUAUCCUGCUGUUAUCCCCGAGGACUCAUUCCGCCUCUUUCUUCCACUUUCACCUCUCUCACUCACUCACCGAUUUACUAUCUCUCUCUUCGUGUAUCUUCUUCUCUCUCUCACUCAACCUCUCACUCAAUCAGUCUGACACUCUUGUAUCUAGUUUCAUUUUUUGCAUUUAGUAUUUUCACAGUUAUUGUGUAUUUAUAAACAAUUAUGCAGCUUAAUUAUAAACAACAAUGAUAAAAAUCUCAUGAAGAAAAUCAACAAAAAAAAAAAUAAUCACUGAACUCUAUUAGUUUUCUCCCGCCAACGGAGCAAAAACGAAAGGAAAACAAACUCUCACAUGUCUCUCACGUCUCAAAAGUUCAUUUGAGUCUUACACUUAUGUACCAUAUAUUCCCCAUAAACAUUUGUAUGCAACAACAACAACAACAUCAACAGCAGCAAACGAAAUGCAAAAACGUUAUUAUGGAAAUAGUAAAAAGAAAAAACUAAAAAAAAAAUAAAUAAAAAUCAUAUUUAAAAAAAA
Messenger RNA from Drosophila bipectinata, 1940 nucleotides. Its product is annotated as cuticle protein 8. Gene Ontology annotation, cellular component: extracellular matrix. The record is from RefSeq and is a predicted model, not a curated record. NCBI's taxonomy places the organism in Eukaryota, Metazoa, Arthropoda, Insecta, Diptera, Drosophilidae.